GAGAAGUUAGCCUUGAUAUAUUUCCCAAAUUUGUAGUAAAAAAGCCUAACUUAUUUCCAGUUUUAUCUAUAGACGGCGAGGGCAUGGUUAAUCUACUAGGAUAUCUACCGAAGCGUCUGAAUCGGGCCAAGUACAAUGAGGACGAGCUAAAGAUAAAAAUCAAGAAGGCGUCCACGCUGGAUACAAUGCAGAAGAUGCUAAGCAGGCUGUCGAUUCAGUGCUUUCAUAAGUGUGUGCCAAAGCCAGAGGACUCCCUGGAUAGCCGCCAGCGUCUGUGUAUCUCCAUGUGCAUGGAUCGGUACAUGGACUCCUAUACCCUGGUGGCGCGUGCCUUUGGCAAUAGACUGCAGGCUGAGCUGAAGGAAAGCCUCGCGCAGCAGCAAGCGCAAGGCCAGUCAUGAUGAACCACUCAUGAAAUGGCA
Molecule: messenger RNA, 422 nt
Organism: Drosophila arizonae
Lineage: Eukaryota; Metazoa; Arthropoda; Insecta; Diptera; Drosophilidae
Product: mitochondrial import inner membrane translocase subunit Tim13 pseudogene
Source: RefSeq, a predicted model, not a curated record